This is a messenger RNA of Mauremys reevesii (Reeves's turtle), 4971 nucleotides long. RefSeq names its product ETS variant transcription factor 4 (gene ETV4). NCBI's taxonomy places the organism in Eukaryota, Metazoa, Chordata, Testudines, Geoemydidae. Gene Ontology annotation, cellular component: nucleus. Bases 156 to 1607 code for a protein of 483 amino acids. The transcript has 13 exons. Gene Ontology annotation, biological process: cell differentiation; regulation of transcription by RNA polymerase II. The record is from RefSeq and is a predicted model, not a curated record. Gene Ontology annotation, molecular function: DNA-binding transcription factor activity, RNA polymerase II-specific; sequence-specific DNA binding.
GAAACAAAGAAGCAAGAAAGCUGAGCCUGGGAAGGAGGAAAUGCACCAAUGGGAGGCUCCCCCCGGGCACACAACUGUCUGAGCCGCCAGGAAAGCGAGCCCUUUCCGUGGGAGCGGGACUGGGGAACAGGUCGCUGCACUGAGCUGGCUGCUCCAUGCCCACGAGGAGUUCACACGCCGACGGGAGGAUGAAAGGGUACUUGGACCAGCAAGUGCCUUACACGUUCACACACAAACCGCCCGGAAAUGGGACCCUCAGCAGCCGAGCUCUGAUGGGCGCCAGGAGACCCAUGGACCCAGGCUUAGCCCCCCUUCAGGACUCGGAAGACCUCUUCCAGGAUCUGAGCCAGUUUCAGGAGACUUGGCUGACAGAAGCUCAGGUUCCAGACAGCGAUGAGCAAUUUGUGCCUGACUUUCAUUCAGAAAACUUAGCUUUUCACAGCCCUCCUGCUAAAGUUAAGAAGGAGCCACAGAGUCCCUGUUCUGACCCAGCACUGUCCUGCAGCCAUAAGCAGCCAUUUCGAUACCGCAAUGGCGAGCAAUGCCUUUACGCCAGUGCCUAUGACCAAACCAGACAAGUUGGACUCAAGUCCCCAAACCCAGGAACCCCGAUACAGUCACCGCUUCAACAUUUCCCUAGGCAGGACAGGAGCUUCCUGAGCCCUCAGGGGCCGUCCCGACCCACAUCCAGCCGUGGAUACCUCAUGGAACACAGCUCCGUCUACCAGCCGCCUACGGAGAUGUGCCGUUCCUUCCCCUCCUCUCAGGGCAUGGGCCGAGAAGCUCCAGUUGCCUACCAGCGACAGAUGUCCGAGCCCUGCCUACAGUACCACCCACAGGGCUUUAAACAGGAGUACCACGACCCGAUGUAUGAGCAGGCAAGCCAGCUGGGGAGCAGCAGUGACCACCGGUACCCAGCGGGAGUGGUGAUCAAGCAGGAGCAGACAGACUACGCCUAUGACUCAGAUGUUCCUGGCUGUCCUUCCAUGUACAUGAACGCUGAGGGGUAUCAAAGCCAUUCAAAUACCGAAGGGACAUUAGGCUAUGGCUACAACAAGCAGAUGAGGCCAUUUGCUGAUGAUGUCUGUGUCGUCCCGGAGAAGUUUGAAGCAGGAGACAUCAAGCAGGAAGUGGGCGGGUACCGGGAAGGACCCCCGUACCAGCGCCGAGGGUCUCUUCAGCUCUGGCAGUUCCUGGUGGCUUUGCUGGAUGAUCCCACCAAUUCCCACUUCAUCGCCUGGACCGGCAGAGGGAUGGAGUUCAAACUCAUUGAGCCUGAGGAGGUGGCCAGGCUAUGGGGUAUCCAAAAGAACCGGCCAGCCAUGAACUAUGACAAGCUGAGCCGGUCCCUUCGCUAUUAUUAUGAGAAAGGCAUCAUGCAGAAGGUUGCUGGAGAGCGCUAUGUGUACAAGUUUGUCUGUGAGCCUGAAGCCCUUUUCUCCCUGGCCUUCCCUGACAAUCAGCGGCCAACCCUGAAAGCAGAGUUUGACCGGCAGAUCAGCGAGGAAGACACUGUUCCUCUCUCCCACCUGGAUGAGAACACGGCUUACAUCCAGGACCUUGGGAGCCUCCCUUCCCAGCCUUACAGCAAGAGCUACCCCUACUAAUCCCACCAGGAGCCCGCUGCACGGCCAUUGUGUUUGUAUCUAUGGAGACGUUUGCUAGUAAUCGAUCUGCAUAGGAGCUUUCCUGGCCAGCUUGGGCUCCACUAGACUCUUUGAAUAGCUGCCUGUGAACAGGCAGCGGUGAUGCAAGCCCAUCCUUGGACAGCUAGCCAGUAGCUGAGGCUCGGAAAGACACUGGCUGCACCUCAUUCACCCAGGAUGUGGACCCAGACUUGGUGCAGUUGAACUGGCUCUCUCCAAUACAGAAACCUCUCAGUGCUGCCAGGGCAGAACAGCAGCAGCAUCCGGAGCCAGUGCCGAUAAAUGUGUGAUCGUGUCACAUCCCCAGCAUCAAUCCUGUCUCUGGCCUUGGCCUCCCGCCAAGCGGGGUGGGGAGGAAAUGGGAGCCUGUUGGGCUCUCUCCUCUCAUUUUAUGAUUCUAUGAAACUGCAGUUAAUUCCCUCGCUUCCCCAGACACCGACACUCCUACACCCAACCUUCCUCCAAGCACUGUUCUUACCCACACUACUUCUUACACGCUGGGGACAGGCCUGUCCCCAGAAGGGCAGUAGGGAUCUGAAGGUUUCAGCUCACACUUGUUCCAUACAAACUGCUCGGCAGGAAUGGGGAACAUUUCUUCCCUUGGAUGUAUUUGCUCCUGUCUUGGUGCCUCCUUGCUCAGGAUGCUUCGUCUCUGGGCUGUUUAGUGUUUGAAGCCUAUUGUCAUACUGGGAACGAUAGGAAGGGGACCAGCUGCGACCAGCCAAUGCUGGCACGGUUCUGGUCUGCUUGACAGGAAAUGUCACCAUGGUGAGCCAUGGAGCCCCUGGACUCCGCUGGCCUGGAGUGUGGCUCUGAGCCAGAGGAACCCUGCAGAUAAGUGGGUUAGGGUUAGGGUUAGGCUAGAGAGCAAAGCCUGAGAUGGAAAGGGAUGCUGGUGCCCAUGGCUGGGCUGCUGAUUGCUCCUGACUGAGCAGGGGCUGCCUACAGCAGCCAGGCUCCUCAAACCUGAAGAGCUUCCACCAAAAACAUCCUCAGCAAUUUUGAGAGACCCAUUAAUGCUGGUCAGACCUGCUGUUCCUGGGCAUGUGGGUAAAUCCUGGGGGUUAGAAAAUAAUCUCAGCCUCUGGAUGUGAGGCAUUCGCUUUGCAAAAAAGCCACACUCCCCUUGUUCAUCUGUAGCUGGCUUUCCCAGAUGGGCAUGUGCGAGGGGUAAGAGAGGCGUUCAUGAGAAGCUGUUGGGGGUCCCUACCGGCUAAUGCAGCACGGGCUGCAUAAUGAGAGAUUAGGAGACGCUUUACCAGCCUUCUCACUGAGAGGGCCCUUCUCCUACCCCCACUGUGCUAAGCAGCCCCACCCAGACACAACCACAGUAGGAUCGCAGGAGCAGCAGUGCCUGUGUGGUGGAGCUCAGCUCUCCUUGCACCCCGCUGCUCCUCUGGCUGAUUUUCAGGCUCCUGAGGGCAGAAAGGUGUUGGCUCAGCCUCAUGUGGCAGUUUGGAGGGAAAGUUUUUUUAUAUUGCUUAAGAGGCUGAUUUCCCAGGAGCUUCCUCUCUGUGCAGCUGGCAGGGAUCCUCACUUCGGCCCCGGGUGCAAUGUGGAGGGGAAGCUCUCCCUGACCCACAGGGUGGUGGGGAUGUGCCAUUUACAAAGUGCUCAGCCUGCUCCUCUGCACCCUUGUGAGAACCUCCCUCCUCCUCUGGCCCUCUGCAGCCUGCAGCCCUCGACCUGCUCACUCUCCAUUGCCCCACAAGUGACGGAGAAGGGGGGGCCCUUCCCACUGGCAUCACUUAUUUUUAUUAUUUAUGAGUGUAAAAAAUACUAUAAUCAAUAAAUUGGUCUAUAUCUUUGGCCGGUGCCCCUUCAUUCAGCUCCCUGGCUUCUUCUACCUUCCCUUCUAAGCUUGCUCUGCUUGGCUCAUUGGCAUCAGCAUGCAGCUUUGUAUGGAUUGAUUCAGCCAGAUGGGGGAUGUGCAUUUACUUUCACGUUCCGUGUAGACCAAGGUAUCGUCACUGACCAGAACUCUGUGCACUAGUGACCUGCUCCUGUGAAAUCCUCCAACCCAAGUCGUGUCUGCCCUGCUGCAGCCCAUUCCAGCAGGUGAGACAAGGACAGGAGCAGUGGCAGAUCAUGGGCCUGCAGUGUGAGCUGGGCACGUGCAAGUUUUAUACCAAAUAUUUGGGGGGAUGUUUUUUCUCACUAUGUGUUUAGUUUUUGUACCUGGCUAACAGCAUUUGCUUUUUAUGAUUUGCUGUCAACUCUCAUUGAGAAACAAUGUACAUUAUAAGACUGCGCUAGCACCAGCUGCCUAAGAUAAAGGUGCAAAUUCUCCCAACGCUUUAAACCACCAUUUUGGGUCAGGCCCUGUUCAGAUACAGCUUUACAAAUUACAAUGCAGGGCAUUACAGAAAUCCCUUCCCACAAUCCCCACCCUGCCCCUCCCAUGCAUGAUUCACCCUACAGCCCAGCAUCGGCUCUAGUCUUACUGGGCCAUUGUCAGGGUGCUGAGAGUUGCUUUACCAAUAUACUAGCUGCAAAUGUUUCCAUGGGAAAUGCUAUUUGAGCUGUUCAAGCCUGCCCAGGGCUGGCUGCUGCUGGAAGGAGGAUGGGGGCAAAUAUUAGAUUUAUAAACUUAAUAUUAAGUGAGAAAAUGGAGUGUUUUGUUCUGUCCCCUGCCAGGCUGUGCAGGCAAGAAACCCAGAGUGAAUGACUUGCAUUCACACUGGCACCAUGCUAGGCUUCCUCUGCAUGUUAAAUUGCUCCUGUCACAGCACCGCAUAAGUCCCUGUUUAAAGGAGAAGUUGGUGGUCCAGUAUUGCCUGUCCAUUGCAGGAGGGCUGAGACUCAGAGUGCACAUGUCCGCACUCAGGAAGAGAUUGUGAUACCUGGACAAAUCUUUGUGGCUUUUCCACUCCUCAGAGGUGGGCUCCGUGGCCUCAGGAGUCAGUGAGCGCCUUCGGCUUUGAGUGCCUGCAAAGGGCAUCCCAGGAGUCCUGCACUGAGGGAGCUGGGCCUGCGCGCUUUGCACAACUGCCUGGGUGGCAGGAAGCAGGUGAGAGGGCGGUGGUGGGCUGGGGAGAAAAAUACACCAGGAAGCAAUGGGGCAAGAGAAGAAGUGUGUUUCGUAGCUUGUCAUUUCAGCACAGGACGACUGGAGACGCUGGCUGUGCUUGUGGGAGUCUGGUCAUGCGAGGGUGAUGCUGGGACUCUCCCAUUAAACUUGGACAGGCAGGAGUUUUAAUGUUGUGGUAAUGCCCAGAAGAGAGAAGGUGCUUGUCAUGACUCCACACUCGGCAGACUCUUUACUUCCUCCCUGAGCCUGUCUGUAUUCACCAUCCUCAGACCCGAAUAAAAGAACCCGCUGUGC